GAGGUGUUUGCUUUCUGUUUUCUUCUCUUUUCUUCUCUUCUUGCCCUGUCAGGGUUCUGGUCUCGGGGACCAGGCUGUCUUCAGGCAGCAGGGGGGCAGUGCGUCUGCCCCUGUUCAACCUUGUAAGGAUGAUUCCUCAAAAAAAAAAGCAGCUGUGGGCCUGCGUUGCGCCCCAGGCAGCGGCGCCGCCAGUGAUGGACGCGGGCUUCAUGCUGGGGGACCGCAUGGGUGUGUGGACCUCAGGCCCGCGGGGGGCGGGCGCGCUGCUGUGGAGCACUUUGCGGGCCACGUUCUUGUACGCCGUCUGGUGUGCAUACUGGUCCCGUGAGCCUGCUAAGCAGACGUCGGAGCAUGUGGUUCGGGAGGUGGUCAGCGAGCUGCGCAGGGUGAUGCAGCUGCAUUUCACUGCCGCCACGCUAACCCCUGAAACCCUGUCGGCUCUGCCCACUCAGCUUCUCACCGCACAGCUCAAGGCGGCUAAGCUGGAGCACUUUGUUGCCAUCUGGACGGCGGGUGGCGCGCUUUGUGAAGUGGAGGAGGUUCAGGGUGGGUCACCGAAGUUGCACUUGCGGCUGAUGCUUGCAUCACCUGUGCAGGCCCCCUAGGUUUCCUUUUGGGCGGCGUUUCUUUCCAGGCGCUGGCGUGGCGUAUUAUCGUCAUCAGCUGUUCUGGCGCCCCAUUAGUCGUAGCUCUGGCUGGCGUCGCAGCGCCUGGGCGGCUGUGGGCCUUCCUGCACAGCGCGUCUUGCAGCGGGCUGGAGCCCGAUUAGUCAGCACCACAUCUGGCCCGUUUAGUUUUCUGCUUGUGUCUCCUCUGCCAGUUCUCCUGGGGUGUUGCUCAAGCAACCGACUUGUGGGGGUGGGGUGGGUUACGGCGGGUCGAGUGAUGGUAGCACUGGUGUUUUCCUUUCUGGCGCGCGGUGGUGGUGGUUCUUGCGGUUAGGCUGUGGUGUAGGUUGGUGCUUGUGUUAGGUCUGGCGGUGUUUUUGUGCAACCCCUCCCGGGGGGCGGGGGGGCCAGCCUCCUGCUCUGUCUGCCGGGUCGGGGUGGGGUGGGGUGGGAUGGAUGGGGGUGGUUGGUGGCGGUUUCGAGGUGUUUGCUUUCUGUUUUCUUCUCUUUUCUUCUCUUCUUGCCCUGUCAGGGUUCUGGUCUCGGGGACCAGGCUGCUUUCAGGCAGCAGGGGGGCAGCGCGUCUGCCCCUGUUCAACCUUGUAAGGAUGAUUCCUC
Messenger RNA from Chlamydomonas reinhardtii, 1226 nucleotides. RefSeq lists its product as uncharacterized. The transcript has a single exon. NCBI's taxonomy places the organism in Eukaryota, Viridiplantae, Chlorophyta, Chlorophyceae, Chlamydomonadales, Chlamydomonadaceae. The record is from RefSeq and is a predicted model, not a curated record. The coding region runs from base 129 to 605 and encodes 158 amino acids.